This is a messenger RNA of Linum tenue, 707 nucleotides long. The record is from the annotation of a GenBank genome assembly. Lineage: Eukaryota; Viridiplantae; Streptophyta; Magnoliopsida; Malpighiales; Linaceae.
AUGCUUUUUUUGGAAGUUAGCUUAAUUGCCUUUUUACUCGAAGGCAAUUACGUGAGUGGGCUGGACGCAAUGACAAAGACCUUCGCUGUCUCUGCAAUUGUAGUUGGGUUAGACAUACUUCUCAAGGCACUUUACUUGUUUGGGUUCGGGAUUCCCUUGUUUAUCGACAUUGGCGAGGACUCUAAUCGUAUGAAGUGGGGCCUGUGGGCUGUCCAUCGGCUAGUUCUUACUGCAGUUUACGGCUUCAUCCUUUUCAUGUAUCAUUCCAAGUGGAGGGAAAGGUUGCCUGCAAGACCUGCAUUCUACAAAUACAUCGUGAUAAUGUUUGCGUUGAACACUCUGGCACUCUUCGCCUGUGGGAUUAGUGGAAGCGGAUCUGGUUUCGGUUACUGGCUGUAUAGCACCACCAUAGUCUCAUACCAUGCCUUCUACCUCCCUCUGAUAUAUAUAACCUUUCUGGCAGACUUUUUCCAGGAGGAAGAUUUGCAUCUGGAGAAUGUGUACUACUCAGAAAUGAAAGAUGCCGGCUUCUUCGAUGCUGAUUGGGAAUAAAUUUAUGUGUAAUGAAGAGCUUCUGAUCAAAACUCCCGCAACCACACUGUACAUAAUUAACUUCCUUUUAACGAAGUAGGGUAAGAAGAACCGUAAGGUCCACAUAACUUGAAAGCACGUUUCAUUUCAUUUACGCUUUCACAUAUAAAAUGUAG